Molecule: messenger RNA, 1260 nt
Organism: Zingiber officinale
Lineage: Eukaryota; Viridiplantae; Streptophyta; Magnoliopsida; Zingiberales; Zingiberaceae
Exons: 3
Coding region: 55-1056 (333 amino acids)
Biological process (GO): protein ubiquitination
Cellular component (GO): CCR4-NOT complex
Molecular function (GO): ubiquitin-protein transferase activity
Source: RefSeq, a predicted model, not a curated record
UCGGGGAAUGUAUUUCGUAUGGAAGUAAAAAAACAAAAACGAAAACAAAUCUAAAUGGUGAUUUCUCAAAUCUUUGGAUUUUUCCUCGCUCGAUCGAUCCCGUUUUUCCAGGUCGCCGCCUCCUUUCUCCUCGUCGUUAGGGUUUCAAAUCUCUUCUUCCCUUGUCGCAGCAAGAACGCGAGACGCAGAGAGAAGCGUGAUUCCAUGGGCGACAACGCGAUGGCAAACGGCGCGAAGAAGAAGCGGACGAAUCGCUCUGCCAGGUUGAAGCGUUCCAAGUUCGAUGCGCGUCGCGAGCAAUUACUUUCUCCAACUAGGUGCGAGGAUGAUUGCAAGAUUUCUGGUGAGGAUCAACCCCCGCUGUCACGGAAAGACGCUAGUGACAACAGGAUUAGUGUGAUGGGGGAGGAUGAAGCCCCUCAUCGAAGAAGGCACACUAUUACUUAUUCCAGUUCGCCUAGUGUUACUGAUGCUGAAGAGGAGCACAAUCAUGUUGACGAUGGAGUGCUUGAUGAUUGGGAGGCAGUGGCAGACGCCAUAUCCGAAGCCAAUGACUUGGCUGACCAUGAACCUGAUUCUCUUUUUCCUCUGGCCCUUCAUUCGGUUGCUGCUUCUCCAAUUGCUAGCCAAUCCAUCACAAAGCCGGAGCCAAUUCGGAGUGCUCCCAGAGCUUGGGAACCAGAUGAUGCAUCCAGGCCACGUAGCCUUCCGAGUAUCUCCAAGCAGUGGAGCCUCCAUGCUAAAACAGAUCGGCAGUGCAGUUUGGUCGGCCAGCAGAAGGGCAUCCUUUCUUUGCCUUGCCGGUGCCCUAUCUGUUAUGAGAAUUUGGACCCAACAGACUCCAGCUUCUUCCCCUGUUGCUGUGGCUUUAGACUCUGCCUCUUCUGCCACAAGAGGAUUCUUGAGGACGAUGCUCGUUGCCCUGGUUGCCGGAGAGCAUAUAAUUCUUUGUCCAAUGGACCAGAGACCAUCAAUUUUAUGAGGAUACCACCCGCAUCUCCCUGGCUAUCCCGUUCUUUUAGCAUGAUAUCGAGAUCUUGUAGCAGGGAGCAUUAGGUUCUCAAAUUAUUAAGACAUGCAAUGCUCUUACGGAUAGAUUGAAAAUAGGGAUAUAGUAGCUUGGAACUUCUAGAGAACUGUGUUCAUGAAAAUCUAUCAUUGCAUACCAUGUAUUUUCAGUAAGCAUCUGCAUCAGUUCUCAGAACCUCUAUUUGUGAAUAUCUGUGAAGAAACAAGUAAUAGUUAUAUUGCAUUUCUGUU